Molecule: messenger RNA, 6185 nt
Organism: Tyto alba (common barn owl)
Lineage: Eukaryota; Metazoa; Chordata; Aves; Strigiformes; Tytonidae
Product: refilin-A
Exons: 3
Coding region: 382-1035 (217 amino acids)
Biological process (GO): negative regulation of chondrocyte development; negative regulation of bone mineralization involved in bone maturation; skeletal system morphogenesis
Cellular component (GO): actin filament bundle
Molecular function (GO): filamin binding
Source: RefSeq, a predicted model, not a curated record
CGGCGGGAGCCUGCGGACGAGCCUGGCCCAGCCCAGCCCGUCGCCGUGCCCAGCGCUCCCUGCCGGCGGGGCCGCCGGGGGCUCAAGGGCCGCAUCCCCCCGCGGGGCCGGGGCGGGAGGGAUCGGGCCGUUGUUCCCUUCCCCGGGGGCCGCCUGACGGGCGGGCAGGGUGCGGGGGGCCGGGUGGCGGGAAGGCGGCCGGGGUAGCCCGGUCCGGCUGUUGCUGGCUCUCCGCCCCGCAGCAAGCUGAGCCCGGGCUCCGGCAGGCUGGUGGCGGCGAUCGGGGCUCAGGGGGGGCCCUCCGGGCUCCCUUCCCUCCCUCCGCGGCGGGCAGCGCUGGAGGAUUUUCUCCCGCUGCGGUCCCCUCGCUGCCCCCCAGACAUGGUAGGUCACCUACAGCUGCAAGGGAUGGACGAGAGCCUGAAGGAGAAGAGCCGGGAAGGCUUGCUGGACAGCCCGGACUCGGGGCUGCCCCCCAGUCCCAGCCCCCCUUUCUACUCCCUCUCGCCCGGUGAGGGCAGAGCUGGGGGCAGCGGUGGUGCGGACCCCCCAGCCCCGGGGCACCGGCGAGAGGCCAAGGACGGCAAAGUGAUGCCCUACCUGCUCCUGAAUCCGUCCAUGCCAGAGAUGAGGCCUCGAAUGUACCCUGUGUUUUUUGGAGAAAGCAUUGAGGUCAGCCCUGAGCCCAUGCAGGAAAUCAGGUGCAAUUCCGAGGUGAAGUAUGACUCCGAGAAGCAUUAUCGGGAUGACAUCUUCUACGGCCCCAUCCCCACCGUCACCACCUACAGCGAGACAGUCAUUGCUGCUCCCAAUUGCACCUGGCGGAACUACAAGUCCCAGCUGAUCUUUGAGCCCCGCCAGAAGCCACUGAGGUUUCAGAGCACGACCAUCAUUUUUCCUAAGCAUGCCAAGAACAUUUACCGGACCACCCUCAACUACAGCUUGGGUUGUGCCAAGCGUUGGUUUGCUUCCAGCGUGCAGCUGGAACUCUGUGAGGAAACCAGCCCGUGCGUCAUCUACAGUGAGACCCUCUGAUCCGCCCUGUCGCUGGCAACCUUGUGACCUCAAGGAGGCUGUGGCCUUUGCUGGGUCUCUGGCUGGGCCUUCAUUGAUGGCGACUGAAUAUUAAUGGCUGGAAAACACGUCGUCUUGGGUGAGGCUGAACUGGCUGGGAGGAGGCUUGCAGGGCACGGGAUGGUUUUGAUCAGUGAGAGGCUGGCUUGUAUUUUGCAACGUUCCUGACAUUCAUGAUCUGGAUUUUAUUUUUGUUUUUUUUCCAAGCAUAUCUAUUUUUGACUUGUGUUUAGAUGAAAUCAAGAUGACAAAGGACCCUAUUACCCAUAGCAGAGUGCUGCGUUGUGAGCUCUGUAGGUCUCGUCUAGCACGUAGGUGAGACUCGCUGUAACCUUCAGAGCUGUUUUGGUCUCUGUAAAGGGAAGACCAGCUGCAGAAUCAGCGUCCAGCCUGACCAGCAUAUACCUAGCCAGGUCUCUUAGAGUUUAAGUGCAGAGGAGGCAGUUACUUGUAUCAACACAUCACAGCUUGCUCCAACAGCUCAUCUGGGAGAUAGCUGCAGUAUUACACCACUGCAGUAACCUCAGGCCUCUCACUGGGAGGAGUGGGGACUGUGACCAAGAAAAAGAGGAAGAAAACAGGCGUAUGGUGCUCUUGCUAGCAGCUAGAUGUUUAUGUACUGUAGCAGGGCACAGCACGACCAGGAGAUGGGAGAAAGGCCUACCCUGACACACGGCCACCUCUUCUGUGAGCCCAGCCAGGAGUAUGCAGGGGAGAUUGAGGAAACUGAAGGGCUAUUUUCUAAAAGUGUCCUUUCUUCCAGUGCCCUUUCUUCAAAAGUACUGUCAGACCAAGUGUGCCAUGCUGUUCAUUGUCUUGAACACCCAAUUUACAGGGAUCUUUACACCCUUGCAACCCUUUUGAGUUUCAGGGAAUGGCUGUAUUGCAGAGAGCAGUGUAGUACAGGAAGAUGCUAGCUAGCUUCAAAGAAGCCAGUGCAGGGUUAACUCACGAGCAAGGUUCCUCACCCUCUCAGUAGUUUCCAUACCUGUGGCAUGGACAGCUUCACUGACUGUGGAGGAGCAGCCAAACUUUCUCAGUGUACAGCCUGAGGUAUUGAAGAGCUCAAAUUCAUCCAGAUUUCCUUAAUCAGUAGCAGUUCAAUGGAUACUUUGCAAACAGCUGAGCUGUCUCUGCAAAAGGAUCAAGAAACACUGAGGGAGCAGGAGUGACUACAGCCAUCCUAAGGUAAACCACUCCCCACUCAUGAAUCAUAUCUCCCAUUAUCACUUCACUUUGGUAGCUCACUGAAAAGCUGCAAGAGCCUGGAUUCACACAAACAUAUAACCUUUGAAAAUGGCAUGGAAUUGUCUCCAAAAAUCUUACCAAGAAUUUUUGCAUGCUGCUUAGAAGAGCCCAGACUUAGAAAAUAACCACACAGCUCCAGAAAUUAAUUGCCAGUUUUCCCUCUUCUAAACUUUCCAUUUUGUUCCUGACUUGCGAGUCUGAUCGAGUUAUUUCGGAACACAACUGAGCAGCCAAGUCAGAAAACCUAUUAACAAUGUCAACAAGACGUAGCUGAUUGCCCAGAACAGCUGACGCACAAACCCAGAGAGAUUAAAAAAAAAUACAUCUGAAAAACUUAAAAAAAUAAUAAAAUUAAGUAGUGACUUAUAAAGAUACUUUUUCCAUCAGUUUCAAAAGGCAAUUGGUAAAUGUGACCAGAACUGUGACCUUUAUGAAACAGAGUUCUCUUGUUUAAAAUGAAGAACCGUUUUUCCACCAGAGGUACAUAUAAGGUCUUUAUAUACAAACUUAAAUCCUGACAGCUGAAGCAUCAUUAGUACUGAAAGAUGUGUGCUAUGGCAGUGGCGAACUCCAUCUCUCUGUUUGGGAGUUAGGACUUGCUAGGUGGAAACCUCUCAAAGGAUUUCCAAGACUUCCACCUACUGCUGAAUUCUUUUCAGCAACACAGAAACAAGGAUUGUACUUAUUACUGGCCAAAUUUUGCUGUCACUGACUGUCAGCAUCAAAGCCUGGAAGAGCAACAUCUGCUUCCAAAGGGAUUAUUAUAUGCCUGAAGCAACCCUUCUCCCCAGGGCUCCAGCACACGUGAGUGCUGUGGGGUUAGCGCAGGCAGCAGGGCAGUUGAAGCUGAGAUGAAUGUGGGCCCAGCGCAAUGCAAGUUGGUGAAGCACUUACUUGCUAGCUCACCUCGAGGUCCCUCCCGUUUAUCCAAGUGCUGGGGAGCGAGCCUUGUGAGCCGUGGAAAUACUCAUCUGCCUUCCUGGGUCCACUGUGGAGGCUCUGGAGGGCUCUUUCCGUGUACCCAUGAGAGUCUGUAGCAAAGGGGGUGGGUUUCCAAGCUGAGCAACAGCGUAAUCCGGGUUCAAAAGCAGGGCUGAUACUCAUGCCCAGGAGAUCCCUGCAUGGUGACAGAUCAGAUUGCAGACACCUCUACUGAGCAAGCAUGGAGACAGGCUGACUCCAAGCCAAAGGGAUGCCAGAGACCCCCUAUUUUGACCAUACAUCAGGCUUUUCUCCUGUUAACAGCUGGAUUAUUCCCUUGCUGCAAGCACAAAGCUGCAGUUUUUGAUCACACUGGUCUUUGAGCAGGUCAGGUUUUCCCUGGGAAAUCAUUUUAUCAUGGCCAGCUGCAGGCUUCUACCCACUUUGCCUGCUGUUAGUUCUGCUUCCUAAACGCUGGCUGCAACAGAAAAUUAGAAUUUGAAGAAAGCCAAAAAAACAGUGUGCAAAUAGAAAUCCAGUGAAGAGACCUGAACCACAGCCUGGUCUUUCACUAUGCAAGGAUGGAGGCUGCUAAGGCAAAGUCUCACAGGUGGAUGUGACCCCCAGGAGGGUGCAAUUGGGGGCUGUGUCUGUGGCACUGGAGGGUCCCCACAUGUCCAGGCCAGGCCUCUUUGAAACUUCAUGCUUUGUUUUCUCUGCAAAUAGACUAGAAAUGACCUAUCAUACUCCUACUCCUUUGAGCUUAAGCAGCUUUUCUGGUUUUGCCAUUUUGCCAUGUCAGGACAAAAAAAGACAGCAGCUUGGGUUUCUUGGCUGCUGAACAUACUUUGAGCUGUGUAGCCAUGGACAGGCCAUGGUGGGCUGCCACCCUGGACCACAUCCAAGCUGUGACAUUGCCAAGUGCCUGAGCUCUGUAGAAAUUUUGAAAAUUACCUUCUUAUCUGGUGUCUCCCAUGGGCCCAUCACAAGCUGCUUUUCUUCUCAGUGAACGCUGGCAUUGGGAAGGGACUUUGUUUUUCCUGAGGACAAGAAAACCAGAGAGGGUCAGCUCUUCAUCCUUGCCUGGGCACAGAUCCCCCCCUGCCCACCCACCCCCCGUCCCUAUUGCUCCUAUCCCUGUGGCUGGGUUGGAUGGUGGUAGAAGAGCCGAAGUUUGUCUUGCCCAUGACUGAGAAAAGUGAUGAUUUUUUUUUUGUUUUGCUUAAACACCAGAAACUGAAUUUUGUGUGUGUGUUGCCAAUUAAGAAUCACUCCGAGCAGCCAAAAAACACCUUACCUGUAUUACUUUUGUACAUCUAAAAGGAACAAUUAGUCCCACUAAAAAGGUGGGUUUCUUUUAAAUGGAGCAUUAUUAAUCUCAACCAACAGAUCUUUGUUCACGUAUAUUGUCUCAAAGAUAUAAAUGAUAAAUUCAGGCCAUGGAAAUGCUGCUUGGAAAGGUGAGUUUCCUUGAGCAGUUGGGACCGUGGUUACACAACUUCUCCCCAGGAUCCUAACAUGCCUCUUGCCCACAGUUCUGUAAGCCUGGUGGGUAAAGUCAGACACUGCCUUUAGGAAUUAUUUUCUGUCAAUAGUUAUUUUUGAGAUCAGAAACUUUGCCAGAAGGCAUCUGUUUCUUUGGGGGUGAAGGUUGUUUUUUUCAAUAUGGAAAGUCACUGUCUGAAAGGUGUGGGGUUUGCCCUUCAUCCCCAUCAUUCCUGUGUUCGUUUUGCCCCUGAAUGCAACAGAACGUGCUUCUGUCUGGUCUGCCUGCAUUGCUGUCAUUGAAUUUGGGGCCAAAAAGAAGGAACCCUGAAUAAUAUUGAACUUUCAGAAUCUGCGGAAUACUUUGCACAAACUGCAGAGAACAACUUUGACCAAAACAGUUUACUGCUUCUUUUGUCUCUAUUUUUUUUUUUUUUUCUUAGCCAGCUCUGCUUUUCUCAAUGUGAAAUACAGACAGAUUCGCACCCUAGGUGCGUACUUUCUGGGAAUGAGGAAAUGAGGUUUGGGUGUUGAUAGCAGUGUUUGAGUGAGCUGCUGGUCAGAGAAGUGAAUGCUAUUUACUAUUUAUGUUGAGUGUGUCUUAAAAAUAAAGGGAAAGGUCACUAGAAGGUUAAUGAGCAAAAGACUUUGUAGAUCAAACUGAAGACUAAAGGCUGUGUGAAUCUGAUCUAGAGGUGAAUGGUUCUGUGUGUGAACACUGUGUGCUAGGAUAUUUAGCCAUUAUAGUUUUAAGCUGCCUUUUUUUCCUGUAGGGAAGGGCAUCCUUGCCUUCAUUAGACCUGAAACAAAAAUCAGAUCCAUCCUCUGUCACAGUCAUUUAGUCCCACUGAAGUCUGUGAGCAUCAGCAUUCCCCAGGCUCGCUGGGGACUGUGUGUAUCAAGCACACAUGCACAGAGCUGUGCCUCUGUGGAGAUGGGGGAACACUUCAUAGGGAAUGAUGGAUCUUGUUGUGGGAUACUACAAUUUCCACUGGCAGUUAAACUGUGCUCCCUGAGGAUCACCCCAUCACUCACAAAUUGAUCUGUUCUGAGCAUCUCCACUAAAGCUCUCCUAUAACCAUUGUAUUUGAUAAGUCUUGGGAGGCACUAAUACUUUUUCAGAUACUGUGAUGGCCAUCAGAAUGAGCAAAGUAUCCUACCAUGUGAAUCGUGACCUGAAGAUGGGGUUGAAAGGUGUUUGAAGGUUAGAGGGGGAAGAAGAGAACAUAUAACUGGUGGAAAUGCAUAAGGAUGUGUCAUAUUUUUAUUUUUGUAAGUCUGAUUCUCUAAGUGCUUGUAAAGUACUUUACUGUUGUAUAUGUGGUGAUGCCGUAGUUCACAAUAUCCUUUUAUUUUUGUAUAUUCCCCCCUCCACAAUAAUCCCUUUCUGUUCAACUCAUAGAGAGUAAUUUAAGAAGACAAAAUUUAUAUAUCAUAAUAAAAUGCUCAAACUGUCA